Messenger RNA from Eriocheir sinensis (Chinese mitten crab), 1779 nucleotides. RefSeq names its product fibrous sheath CABYR-binding protein-like. The record is from RefSeq and is a predicted model, not a curated record. Lineage: Eukaryota; Metazoa; Arthropoda; Malacostraca; Decapoda; Varunidae. The coding region runs from base 448 to 1503 and encodes 351 amino acids. The transcript is spliced from 2 exons.
UUCCACCGCUAGAGGGCACGGCGAGCGGAGGGGGAUAAGCAAGAGGACAAACAAAGGGACAAGCUCUCUCUCUCUCUCAGGUGUUCCCGUUUCUCGUCCUGUUCCUGCAUGCGUCUUCCCACCCCUACGUAAGCCACCUCACUCUCUACUAACCAAGGACAGAACUCUCAGACGCUUUCGGCUCCCACAACAAGCAUUUCCAAAGGCCACAAAGGGAGUCACUUAGGUUUUCAUGAGUGCUUUUCAUAUUCACGGUGCAGAAGCCUUGCUGGUAAGCCAAUUCUUGCCAAAAUCCUUCUUGAAUCUGAUUUUAUCCAACUUUAACCCAUUACUACGUGUCCUACCUGGAUCUCUUACCAUCAAGACAUUUUUACCGAGAGAGCUCGGACACCCGUUCACGCCUCAGACGCAUCACGAACCUUUUUUUUAUACAGCUACACACACAGAAUGGUCCUGUACAACAUCCAGUUCACCAGCCAGCCAGUGCAGCCUUCCGAGCAGGCCCAGCGGGUCGCUCGCAGCCGUGCCGCUGCGGCGCGGCGAGAGCGAGCUCUGGCCCGCCGCCACGCCCGGAGGCUGCGCCACGAGACCGCCCAGAAGCAGCAGGAGUGUGCGGCGCGGCAGGAGGAGAAGGAGGUGGCCGCACACUCACCCAUUCUGGAGGGCAACGUCCCUCCAGACGACGCCGGGGAAGUGAACCUCGUCCACGGGGAGGCUCCCCUGGCCGACGAGGUGGACAGCCCCCUGACUCAGGCCCUGCCCCAGGGUGAGGGUGAGGCCGCACACUCCCACCCUCUGGAGGGCAACGUCCCUCCAGACGACGCCGGGGAAGUGAACCUCGUCCACGGGGAGGCUCCCCUGGCCGACGAGGUGGACAGCCCCCUGACUCAGGCCCUGCCCCAGGGUGAGGGUGAGGCCGCACACUCCCACCCUCUGGAGGGCAACGUCCCUCCAGACGACGCCGGGGAGGCCCCCCUGGCCGACGAGGUGGACAGCCCCCUGACUCAGGCCCCGCCCCAGGGUGAGGCCCCUCAGGGUGACGCUGUCACCGAGGAUGGUGCCCUGGGAGAGGACAUUCCUCGCCAGGGUGAGGUCCCUCAGGGUGACGCUGUCACCGAGGAUGGUGCCCUGGGAGAGGACACCCCUCGCCAGGGUGAGGUCCCUCAGGGUGACGCUGUCACCGAGGAUGGUGCCCUGGGAGAGGACACCCCUCGCCAGGAUGAGGUCCCUCAGGGUGACGCUGUCACCGAGGACGGUGCCCUGGGAGAGGACACCCCUCGUCAGGGUGAGGUCCCUCAGGGUGACGCUGUCACCGAGGAUGGUGCCCUGGGGGAGGACACCCCUCGCCAGGGUGAGGCCGCCCAGGGCACCGAGGGCCCCAGCGAGGACCCUCAGAGCGGCGCCGCUACCGAUGAAGGGGUCGUCGCCGAGGAGGCCCACGCACCUCUGGGUGUGGAGGUCCUUCUGGCGACACUCUGCAUGUACCUCUGGAGGCACUUCUAAAUGCCCUCUGGAGGCGGAGGCCCCAGAGGAAGCUGUGCCCUCCGCCAGGGUAUGGCUUCCCCUGGGAUCCCCUCCACCCCCGGCGGGCCCGAAGAAGGUGCCGUCCAGGGACUGCUGGCAGGAGGCCGCCGCCCCGCCGCCGCCACCCUGUCCGUCACAGGGCAGCGCGCGGCGGACAGUUGGGGAGCCUCGCCGCCCACACGCCCACUCCCUGGAGAGGGUGACGGUGGCGCGGGUCACCUACAGAUGCGUUUCUUACUUGUUUCUCACUCUCUU